Messenger RNA from Carassius gibelio (silver crucian carp), 660 nucleotides. Its product is annotated as GTPase IMAP family member 9-like. The transcript has a single exon. The record is from RefSeq and is a predicted model, not a curated record. Gene Ontology annotation, molecular function: GTP binding. NCBI's taxonomy places the organism in Eukaryota, Metazoa, Chordata, Actinopteri, Cypriniformes, Cyprinidae. Bases 16 to 660 code for a protein of 214 amino acids.
GAUCUGAGGAUUGUUAUGUUGGGAAUGACUGGAGCUGGAAAGAGCGCAACUGGAAACAGCAUCCUGGGAAAAGAUGAGUUUGAAGUGGAUUUCAAUCCAGAGUCAGUUACUCAACAGUCUAAGAAAAAAGAGGUAAAAAAAGAUGGAAGACUCAUAACAAUAAUCGACACUCCAGGCCUCCAGGAUUCAAAAAGGAAGUUUAAUGAAGUACACGCUGAAAUAAAGAAGUGUAUGGUCAUUUCCUCUCCUGGUCCUAAUGUGUUCCUGCUGGUCAUCAGACUGGACGAAAGAUACACUGAGGAAAAGAUGAACACAGUGAAAUGGAUUCGGGAGAACUUUGGAGAAGAAGCUGCUCGUCACACCAUCGUUCUCUUCACUCACGCUGAUUCACUGAGGAAGAAACCACUGGAAGAUCAUAUAAAAGACAGUCCUGAUCUACGACACUUAAUAAUCAGCUGUGGUGGCAGAUAUCACGCAGUCAACAAUGAGGACAAAAAGAAUAAAGCUCAAGUCGAUCAGCUGCUGUUCAAGAUGGAUGAAAUGGUGCUUAAAAAUGAAGGGAAGCACUACACUAAUGUGAUGUACCGUAAAGCCCAGGCAAUGCUUUCCAAAAGUUACUGGAAGAUAGCAGUUGCUGUAGUACUAGUAGCAGUGAUAUAA